AUGGAGAACAGUGGGAAGAUCGUCAUGGGGAGGUAUGAGCUGGGGAGAUUGUUAGGGAAAGGAGCAUUUGGCAAGGUGCACUACGCCAAGAACCUUGAGUCAAACCGAGGUGUCGCCAUAAAGAUUUUGGACAAGGAGAAGGUGCUCAAGGUCGGGCUCGCGGAGCAGGUCAGGCGUGAGAUCACAACCAUGCGGUUGGUAGUGCACAAAAGCAUUGUUCAGCUCCAUGAGGUCAUGGCGACACGAAGCAAGAUCUACUUCGUCAUGGAGUACAUGAAAGGCGGUGAGCUCUUUGACAAGGUCUCCAAGGGUGGCAAGCUCACCGAGGGUGCUGCACAUAAGUACUUCCAGCAGCUCAUCAGUGCAGUGGAUUACUGCCACAGCCGUGGCGUGUAUCACCGGGACUUGAAGCCUGAGAACCUACUGCUUGAUGAGAAUGAAAAUCUGAAGGUUUCUGAUUUUGGGCUGAGUGCACUUUCAGAAUCGAAGAGACAAGAUGGCUUGCUCCACACCACCUGUGGAUCACCUGCUUAUGUGGCUCCAGAGGUGAUCAGCAAGGGAGGCUAUGAUGGUGCAAAAUCAGAUAUCUGGUCUUGCGGUGUCAUCCUGUUUGUUCUUGUUGCUGGUUACCUCCCUUUCCAAGGUCAGAACUUGAUAGAGAUGUACCGGAAGAUUGAGAAAGGCGAUUUCAAGUGCCCUGGCUGGGUUUCCCAAAAACUUCAGAAGCUGUUGUACAAGAUCAUGGACCCUGAUCCGAACAAGAGGAUAUCAAUCCAGAAGAUAAAGGAGUCCACCUGGUUCCGGAAAGGUCCCGGGGAGAACCUUACAGCGAAGGAGAGACUGCCAAGUGAGAAUGCCACCACAGAUGCUGUCCCAACACUUGGUGUGAGGCGCAGGAAGAACAGCCAUGAAGACGGGAAGCCCCUGGCAGUGACAAAUUUAAAUGCCUUUGAAAUCAUCUCUUUCUCCACAGGGUUUGACCUCUCUGGCCUAUUCGUCGAGAAGGAGAGCAAAAAGGAAGCAAGGUUCACUUCAGAACAGCCUGCCUCAGCCAUUGUCUCGAAGCUGGAAGCCGUCGCGAAGACGCUGAAUCUCAGGGUGAGGAAGAAGGAUAAUGGUGUUGUCAAGAUGCAAGUGAGGAAGGAAGGCAGGAAUGGUGUUCUUCAGUUUGACUCGGAGAUCUUUGAGAUCAGCCCCUCGUACCAUCUCAUUGAGAUGAAACAAACAAGCGGCGAUUCACUGGAGUACCAGAAGCUAUUGGAGGAGAGCAUCCGGCCAGCACUGAAGGACAUUUGUCUGGGCAUGGCAUGGAGCUGA
Molecule: messenger RNA, 1317 nt
Organism: Triticum turgidum subsp. durum (durum wheat)
Lineage: Eukaryota; Viridiplantae; Streptophyta; Magnoliopsida; Poales; Poaceae
Source: the annotation of a GenBank genome assembly